Molecule: messenger RNA, 492 nt
Organism: Nicotiana tabacum (common tobacco)
Lineage: Eukaryota; Viridiplantae; Streptophyta; Magnoliopsida; Solanales; Solanaceae
Source: RefSeq, a predicted model, not a curated record
AUGGACUAUGUUGGAAUAUCAGUAAUGAUCAUCACUUCUUUCUUCCCACCAAUGUAUUACAUCUUUCAAUAUUCACCACAUUGGCAAAUUGUUUACCUCAUUGGAAUCACAAUCUUGGGAAUUUGCACUAUCAUAACCUUGCUCUUCCCCGUGUUUUCGACCGGAAAAUAUCGGUCAUUUCGGGCCGGGCUUUUCAUGUCCAUGGGUUGUUUUGGUCUGGUACCUGCAAUCCAUGCACUUGUGUUGAAUUGGACUGAUCCUAUGAGGAAUGUCACACUUGCAUAUGAAUCUGCAAUGGCAUUGUGUUAUAUAACAGGGGCUAUAUUUUAUGUUAGCCGAAUACCGGAGAAAUGGAAGCCUGGAAUUUUUGAUAUAGUUGGUCAUAGUCAUCAAAUAUUUCAUACAUUUGUUAUUUUUGGUGCAUUGGCUCACUAUGGUGCUGCGAGGAUUUUCUUGGACUACCGGACUCGAUUGGGAUGUGACAAAAGAUAG